UUAACUUUAAUGAAUCUGUAGGACAUUUGAAAUAUUGUCAAUGAUAGAUAUUGUGUGAUUAAUUUAGGUCACCCAUUCAUUGACUCAGUGAAAUUAAAAAGUAAAUUGAUGUUUGAAUCAGAUUUUCUGUAUUUCCUCCCCUGUGAAUAUUGAGCCAAAUUCCCUUAUUAUUUUUUGUUUUAUAUUUUAAUUGAUUUUACAGGUGAUAAUGAGAUGAUAAAGGCCUCGGGUUAACUGUUAGGAUGUUCAGGAUAAAUAUUUUAACCAAUGCAGCAGUACUGUAUCCUGUGUUGAUGAAAUCUACUUAUAUUUAGUGUUGUAGCUAUUGACAAUUUCUGAAUAGUGUUGUCAUUAUUGUGGUUUUUUUGGUUAUCAUAGACAUUUGUAGUACAUAAUAAAUGGCAUUUAUAUUGAUAAACAUGAUCAAGCAGUAGCUACAUUGAAGCCAGACCUUUUGUGUGUCCGGUACAGUUGCUAGCCAUUCAUUAUUUUUUUUAUCUGUUUUUGAUAGUCAGUAUGAAGUGUCAGUCAUUAAGAGUUGUUCUCUUAUCAGUUGGGAAUAAUGUUAGUGUGUUAUAAAGUACAGUAGUGUGCAGAAGGUAGGUUAGGUUAAUGGAGUGUGGCUUUGUGUGAAAUUUUAGGUAACUAUUGGGGGAAAUGUGAAGGACUAGAUCAUUGUGGUUGUCACUUUAUAAUGCUUUUUAUUAAAUUCUUUACCCAUUUUUGUUAGUCUGAUCAUUAGGGUAUCUUGAAUUGUGGUGUUCAUUCUUUAUACUACAUUAUGCUUCAAAUGCUUGUUGUUGACACUUAAAAUUAAUAUUUUCAUCAUUGUGACGCAUCAAAUUAAAAAAAGAAAGUUUUUGAAAUUGUCAUGGGAGAAAUCUUGAUUUAGGGGGAGGGAGAUAUUGCUGCCAUUAGGUUUUUCAGAGAAGUAGCUUUGAUGCACGUCCUUUUGGUGUACAUGACAGAUAUUGACGAGUUAAUCCUAAUUUCUUCUAGGGUGGAGCAAAGAGCGACACAAUGCUUUAACUUGACAUGGUGGAAAUCACUGCGACCACGUGACGACACCAGAUACCGGCUAAAGUUCUCAGACCCGAAGGUUUGCAAGAGCUUCCUGCUGACCUGUUGCCCCCAUGAGAUCCUCUCUUCAACGCGUAUGGACCUGGGCGAGUGCCCCAAGGUUCAUGACCUUGCACUUCGGGCAGAUUAUGAGCAAGCAUCAGCUCAGAAAGACUACUUCUAUGACAUUGAUGCAAUGGAACACCUGCAAUCAUUCAUCACAGAUUGUGACAGACGAACAGAAUCUGCCAAGAAGCGGUUAGCAGAGACUCAAGAGGAGUUGAGUGCAGAGGUUGCAGCCAAAGCUAAUAAAGUCCAUGACCUGGCAGAACAGAUAGGAAAGAAGUUGGCAAGAGCUGAAGGUCUCGGUGCUGAUGGAAUGGUUGAGGAAAGCAUGAAACUUAUGGAAGAAGUAGAAGACUUACGUAAGCGCAAAGCUGCUGCUGAGCAAGAGUAUCGUAAUUCCAUGCCCGCCUCAAGUUACCAACAACAGAAAUUGCGUGUCUGUGAAGUUUGUUCGGCUUACCUGGGUAUCCAUGAUAAUGACAGACGUCUGGCUGACCACUUUGGUGGGAAGCUUCAUUUGGGCUUCAUCAAGAUAAGAGAAAAGCUUGAGGAUUUAAAGAAAACGGUGGAAAGUCGGAGAGAGAAACGCCGGGAAGAGAGGGAGCUUGAAAGAAAUGCUCGCUUUGGUGAAAUUGCUGAUUACGAUGUCACCAGGGAUCAUGAUCGUGAACGAGAACGUUACCGUGAGAACGAUCGUGACAGAAGAGACCGAUAUCGGGACGGUGACAGAGAGAGGCGACGACGGAGGUCAAAAUCUCGCUCCAGGUCCCGUGAGAGGCGCCGUCGCCGUUCCAGAUCUCGUGAGCGUUACUACAGAUCCCAUUCAAGAUCAAGAUCACGAGACCGCAGACGUAGAAGUAGGUCAAGGCGCAACAGGAGGUCAAGGUCAAGAGAACGUCAUACUCGCUCACGUGAAAGGUCGGCAUCCAGAGAGAGAACCUCGAGGGACAGAGCAUCACGGGAAGUUGAAGACAGAAAAUUACAGGAGCAUAUACAACCAGAGGCACCAGAGAGGGACGGAUCUCCUGAAAAUGGUGAAAUUACAGAUGACAGGUCCAGAGACGGCAUAGAAUGAGGCAAACAUAACAUACUGUGGUACCAACGAAUUUAUGUAUUCAGAAGAACCAGCCACUGAGUGUUUUAGAUGUUAUUCAUUGUUUUCCAUAUAAAUGUAUUUACUUUGUUGACCAUUCACAAUACAUCAUAUGCAAUGAUCAUUUUCUCUCAAUGUCUUGUGGCAAGUUACUAUAACCAUUUACAUGACACAUUUUAGUGUCUUUUCAUCUACAUUUUACUGUAAUUUAUGAAUUUAGGUAAAUCACCUCCAGAUACCUGAUUUACAACCUGAGAUAGUUAUUAGGAUUCUCCCUUUCCUCCCCUUAACAUCAGCACACAAUGUACUGACCAAAUUUCAUUUUUCUUUUACUUCCCAGCUUACAAAAGACUUCACUUACUGUCUAAAUAUGAUGUUUGGGGGAUGGUAAGGUAACCUGUCUCGCAUGCACACUACCAUAAGAGGUCUUAAUUAUUACAUUUCUUUUGUAAUAAGAUUUUUUUUCAUUACAUACCAUACUAAUGAAUUGCCAUUGGCAGUGCUUAUUUAUAAAUUAAUGCAUUGAUUGCUAAGGCAAGAAAUGCAUGAAUGGGUUAUCAAUUGCAAUUCUAAAAUCCUUCAAAACUAGAUCAUGUAGUAAAUGUGUUUGGCCCGGCAUAUAGAUUAUGCCAAGCUAUGUCAAUUCUGCAUAUAGACUAUGCAGUGCUACCAGUUAUUCUAGACCAGUCUUCAUAGGAGAUGAAUAGUGAUGGCCUGAAUAUGUACAAUAGCUAGGAGCUGUAAUGAACAUAAGUUUUUUUUGGUCGAUUGUUUUUGAGGCUUGACCAGGUGAGCUAAUUUACAAGUUGUAUUACAUGUUAGUAGUAGAAACAAGAUGGUAGUCAUACAGAUUUUUGAUUGAAUUGAAAAUAUCCCAUUUUUACCUGAGUGAGGUUUCAGCUGUACACAUGUAAUUUACUUGAAUUAAAGAUUUGAAAUUAA
Molecule: messenger RNA, 3160 nt
Organism: Homarus americanus (American lobster)
Lineage: Eukaryota; Metazoa; Arthropoda; Malacostraca; Decapoda; Nephropidae
Product: putative RNA-binding protein Luc7-like 1
Exons: 9
Coding region: 941-2200 (419 amino acids)
Biological process (GO): mRNA splice site recognition
Cellular component (GO): U1 snRNP; U2-type prespliceosome
Molecular function (GO): mRNA binding
Source: RefSeq, a predicted model, not a curated record